AUAGUCUCUUGUCUGUGAGCUGAUGAAUGCUGAAGAGGUGAAGGGUCAGAGUUGAAUGUUUGACAGAAAGCUGAAUAUGGAUUCCAUAUUUCAUGAGAAACAAGAAGGCUCCCUGUGUGCCCAGCACUGCCUGAACAACCUCCUCCAGGGGGAGUACUUCACCCCUGUGGAUCUGUCCUCCAUUGCUCAUCAGCUGGAUGAAGAGGAGAGGAUGAGGAUGGCAGAGGGGGGCAUGGCCAGUGAGGAGUAUAGGACAUUCUUACAGCAACCCUCAGGGAACAUGGAUGACAGUGGAUUCUUUUCAAUACAAGUUAUUAGCAAUGCUCUCCGGGUGUGGGGGUUGGAGCUCAUCCUCUUUAACAGUCGAGAGUACCAGAGGCUGAUGAUAAACCCGAUAAAUGAGAAAGCCUUCAUUUGCAACUAUAAGGAACACUGGUUUACUAUACGCAAACUGGGACAGCAGUGGUUCAACCUGAAUUCAUUGCUGACUGGACCUGAGUUGAUAUCAGACACGUAUUUAGCACUUUUCCUUGCACAGCUGCAACAGGAAGGUUAUUCCAUCUUUGUAAUCCGAGGAAAUCUCCCAGAGUGUGAGGCAGAGCAGAUUCUUGGGAUCAUGAGGGUCCAUCAGCAGCAGCGGCCCAGACUCAUUGGAGAAGACGAAGCCCAGACCAGUAUGGGCAGGACGACAGCCUCUCAGGCACAGACAGAUGUGGGUUUUGCUGUUGAGGAUGAGGAUGAAGAAUUAAAGAAAGCUCUGGCUCUCAGCAGACAAGACAUGGAUGUGGAAGAUGAAGAGGCUGAUGUUCGGAGAGCCAUACAGCUCAGCAUGCAAGGAGCAGUGAUGAGCAACAGGUCCUCAGAAGGUGAGGUGGCAGGUGUGAAAUCGGUUCGCACCAAUGAUGGACCCAAAGAAGGCCAAAGCGAUGCACUUACAGCCGAGGAGCUGAGGAAGAGGAGACAGGCCUACUUUGAUAGACAGCAACAACAAGCUCAGCCAAGCAUUCCCCAACAGCUAGACACACAACCAACCGAUGGGUCAGGAACAGCAAACACCGCCUCUGAGGAAGAACAACAGCAAAAGUCCAGCCAGUGAAGUUGUGGAAAGUUUGCGUUGUUUACCAGUGGCUUGGAUUGGAACCCCCUGACUGGGGUAUCUUUGCUCCCUCCUCUAACCUUUUGCAUAUGCAAACACAAGGACGUAAGGACAUGGUUUCCUGUGUUAGUUCACUGACCGACCAUAGAGAAGAGAAGAACGCCGAUGAAGAGGCAGCACUAUGUGAAGCGCUCAGAGAGUGGGGGAAAGGGGUCACCUUUGCUCAAGAGGACUCAUGAUGCAGUAAAUUCAAGAUUGCAAAUUGCCUUUUUUACCAUGGCGCCUUCUUUUCUAUUCUAUACAGUUUGGUUGGUUGUUUGUUUUUUAUUCCAGUUCUUUUGUUUUUUUAGAAAGACCUAGAAAGACAAAAAAAAAAAAAACAUGCAUUGGGUAUGUGUAGGAGGUAAAAAAGAUGAGCUAGGCAUUCUAUGAAAGCCAUGUGA
This is a messenger RNA of Cyprinodon tularosa, 1539 nucleotides long. It is a transcript of the gene atxn3, whose product is annotated as ataxin 3. Gene Ontology annotation, cellular component: nucleus. The record is from RefSeq and is a predicted model, not a curated record. Gene Ontology annotation, biological process: protein deubiquitination. Gene Ontology annotation, molecular function: cysteine-type deubiquitinase activity. Lineage: Eukaryota; Metazoa; Chordata; Actinopteri; Cyprinodontiformes; Cyprinodontidae. Bases 56 to 1096 code for a protein of 346 amino acids. The transcript is spliced from 11 exons.